UAAAAACGCCAGUUCAGUCAUCUUCUUCGUGUGAAAUUUUGCUCAGGUGGAAAUAUCUUCUUUCUCAAUAUGUAUGCCUCACUUCAAGCUCUUGUUUCUCCACCGACCUUCUUCGGAGGGGCUCCCAGAGAGACUCCAGUCCGCCGGAAUUUGCCGUUGAUGAAAAUUCUGGCGACCGGUGGAGGAGAGUCGGUCGAGCUUCCUCCGGGCAUAAACCAUGUUUCGCCCCUUUAUAAUGCUCAACCUCAGGCAUCUGCCAUGGGUCGGUUUAGCAUGAAAAUGAAGGAUAACUUUUCUCCAGAAUCAUCUUAUAAAUGGCGGAGGGUCUUGCUAAAAGUAAGUGGGGAAGCACUUGCUGGAGACCAAGCACAAAAUAUUGACCCAAAGGUUACAAUGGCCAUUGCAAGGGAGGUUGCAGAAGUUACUCGACUUGGUAUUGAGGUUGCUAUAGUAGUUGGUGGAGGAAAUAUCUUUCGGGGAUCAUCAUGGGCAGGAAGUAGUGGCCUUGACCGUUCCUCAGCUGAUUACAUUGGGAUGCUGGCCACUGUUAUGAAUGCCAUAUUUCUGCAAGCAACCAUGGAAAGCAUCGGAAUCCCUACGAGGGUCCAGACUGCAUUUCGUAUGUCAGAAGUUGCUGAACCAUACAUUCGUAGACGGGCUGUCCGGCAUCUGGAGAAAGGGAGAGUAGUAAUCUUUGCAGCUGGGACUGGAAAUCCUUUCUUCACCACCGACACUGCUGCAGCAUUAAGGUGUGCUGAGAUUAAUGCUGAGGUGGUGCUGAAAGCUACAAAUGUUGAUGGAGUGUUUGAUGAAGACCCAAGGCGAAACCCAAAUGCGCGUCUACUAGAUACAUUAACUUAUCAUGAUGUUACUUCGAAGGAACUUUUGGUUAUGGACAUGACUGCCAUUACCCUGUGCCAAGAAAACAACAUCCCUGUUGUUGUGUUCAACCUGAACAAGCCAGGAAACAUCUCAAAAGCCAUCUGCGGCGAGAAUGUUGGCACAAUCAUCGGGGGCAAGCGAAAUUUAUCGGCAGCAAGGACUUGAAAGAAAGUCCAUGGUCCUGGCUAGCUGUUCCACUGAGCACAAAGGACAUUCGCAUCAUUAUUUGCAUUAUGGUGCAAUCCAUACAGAUUACAUUAGAUUCUGUACACAAUUUUGACUUCUAAAUAUAUUUAGGGUCUAAUUUCUUCUACUGAGUAAUUGGUUUAGAGGUUUAGUGCUGUUAGGAAUUUGAGACUUUUGAGUCAUGUGGUUUGUACUUGUAGAUAGUUAGCAGGCAUUUGGUGAGGUUGUUGAUCCAAGUGAUGCUGUUAGCUUUUAGAUUUUCUUUACGAAUUAAAAGCAUCUCAAAUUAUUAGACAGAUCUUCAACUGAUCAUAAUCUAUCAGAUUUGUAUGUCAUUAACUAUGAUGAAAAAUCCACGUUAAUUUAUUUUUUGCUGUAUUUGUUUUCUGU
This is a messenger RNA of Oldenlandia corymbosa var. corymbosa, 1458 nucleotides long. Lineage: Eukaryota; Viridiplantae; Streptophyta; Magnoliopsida; Gentianales; Rubiaceae. The record is from the annotation of a GenBank genome assembly.